GACCGAUCGCAUCGGAAAUGGAAAACGAGGCCAGCGGUUGACGACUAGCAUGUCCCUCCACCAUCGCCAGUCCGUCUUGUUACGAGGCCGCGUUAGCCCGCACAUGCUUGUACCCGUUAGAUGUGCAUGCGUGAUAUGCUUAGUAUUCUCGUCUUUUGCCACAUGAUACAGAUCGCAUCUUCGGCAUGCGGCUAGCUACCUUUUCGGAGAAGGCAGGAAACGGCAUCGCUGCAUUUCAAAAGGACAGGCUCUAAGACCCUCUAAAUAGUUCCUCCGAGGUGUUGCUUUCCUACACCUUCCACAUUGUUUCUUUGCAAUUAACCUUCCGGCCCUUCGACAUGACACCCUACCUAGGAGACCACUCACCCACCGAGAGUAGUGAUGUCAACGGGACUACACAUGCAUAUACUUUGCUUGAUGGUGCCCGAUCAGCCCUAGAACAACUGCUGGUCAAGGCAAAGGAACAUUUGCCCACAGAAUGUCUAUCUCAUGUAGCAAAAGUUGGCUUCUCUACCGCCAACACUGGAAGCCCCUACUUUCCCAGCCCGCUCAAGCAAACAGAAGCCAUAUCAGCACUCAAAGCCGUCGAGUCAGGAAUUGCUUCGGCAAUAGCUGAUCUCUCAGAUGGUCCGAAAACGCGGGAUAUCAACGUCGACAUGGAGAGGGCCACAGCGUUCCUGUUUUCCACGUACUUGGCCACCGUCGGGGGGUUAGACAAGUCGAAUCCUAAAGUCAAGAAGUUGCUGAAAGACACCGACCUUCUGCAAGCACAGUCAAUUCUGUAUCGAAGACUAUCAGCCAACCUCUACGAAACAAAAAAUCCGGGAGAGUACUUCCACUUGCAUGGGUCCCUGGAGGCGACAAAAGCCUUGAACAUGAUUGGCCUAGAAGGUCACCGGCCAGACCUCACUGAGUACCAUGAGUGCAUCAAGAUCAUCGAAGACCACGUCAAACAGUACUCUGCCGACCAGCUUGAGGAGAUGAAUUGGAAGAUCAAGCAAGCAGGCGUCACAUGCUUGAAAUGGGAAGACUUCAAACUCACACAACAUGGGCAAGAGCUCGUCGAACAGCCACCUUGGAAGGUCGAAGCACUUGAGACCGAGACACCGCCAGUCCCCUUCCCGUGCAAAGCCUCCCGUGCGCCAAAACCACAAGUCCUCGCUGGAAUUCGGGUACUUGAACUCUGCAGGAUCAUCGCAGGCCCAGCUAUGGGCCGUGGACUGGCUGAGUACGGCGCGGAAGUCAUCAAAGUCACUGCGCCAAAUCUCUCAGAUGUGCCCUUCUUCCAAGUUGACGCCAACAUCGGGAAACACACCACAGAUCUCAACCUGAAGGAUUCGAACGAUCGCAAAAUCUUUGAAGAGCUACUCCAAUCGGCAGACGUUGUUCUGGACGGAUAUCGACCCGGCAGUCUGAACCGUCUCGGUUACGGUCCGCGGCAACUUCUUGAGAUUGGUAAGCAGCGUGGACGUGGCUUCGUCUACGUUGCCGAGAAUUGUUUCGGGCAUACCGGGCCGUGGUCAUCACGACCAGGCUGGCAACAGAUUGCAGACUGCGUGACAGGGGUUGCAUGGGCUCAAGGCGAGGCUAUGGGUCUGGAAGAACCGGUUGUACCGCCAUUCCCCAUGAGCGACUACGGAACCGGCUGCAUGGGCACUAUCGCCGCACUUGUCGGCCUGUAUAAGCGCGCGAAAUCCGGAGGCAGCUAUCUGGGAACCACGUCGUUGGUCCAGUACGACAUUUACCUACUUCAGCUCGGACUGUAUGACGACAAGAUGAUGACGGAGCUAAGGAAACAACACGACACAGAGUUCUUUGGACUCCGACACCACGACUCAGUCGAUGAAGUGGGUAAGCGAGCAUUGAAAACGAUGAGGAGGACGCACCCCGAGCUGUUUGACGAGAAGCACAUGCAGGGAUGCUUCAGCAAGGGGUUCGAUGCGGACGUCCGAACAAUUAAGCCGGUGGUAAGCAUCGAAGGGUACUGGAACGGUUUCUUGCGCAGCUCAAGACCUAAUGGGUUCGACAAGCCAACCUGGGGGGACUGGGAGGUUGACGAAGACAUGUUGAAAGAGUAAUGUAAUGUCACGAGUUUGAAUGAGGUUCAUAUUUCUGCCGCGUUGUAUUUCCACAUACCCCAUACACAUAGUCACAUUUCAGUCAUGAAAGUUACUCUCUUCUUUG
Molecule: messenger RNA, 2184 nt
Organism: Dothidotthia symphoricarpi CBS 119687
Lineage: Eukaryota; Fungi; Ascomycota; Dothideomycetes; Pleosporales; Dothidotthiaceae
Product: alpha-methylacyl-CoA racemase
Exons: 2
Coding region: 339-2078 (579 amino acids)
Molecular function (GO): catalytic activity
Source: RefSeq, a predicted model, not a curated record